UACUUUAAAUAGCCUUGUGUCUGGCUCAGGUUCAGUGACACAACACCCUGACACACACUUACACAGCUAGACCCAAUUGGGUGUCAGCAGUCCAUCUGAACACCAUUAACUCCCGUAGAGAACACUGACCUUGACUGUGAUCAGACACGUGUUGGAGUGUUGGCAUUAGCAGGAGGCAGUGUCACGUCCUGCCUGAUCCGAUUGAGAGUGAGAAUGAGAGCUGAUGUGGCAGAGUGUUCCUGAUAAACACUCUAAAAACAGUGUCGGUCACUCCACUAAGAAAGGCGUAGAGCUUCAUAACACUGUUUAGUCAGUUCCUCAAAAUGUGUGUGCUGAAAAGUAAUUAAUAUUAAUUGUGUGUGUGUGUGCGCGCCUGUCACACUGUCAGAGCACAUUAGGGCGGGGCCUUUCUCUGUCAUGUCACUUAAACUGACCUAGAUUUGACUCAAUACACUCUACAGCGGAGGAAGAUGUGUGUGCAAGUCCUGCCGUGAUCAGAUUACACACAAUUAUACACCUUCCCUCUCUGACCUUGAAAAUAGCUGUGCAGUCUUCUUUCUUGUCAACGACCUGCUGACUACUACACCGCUACUACAUGCUCUUCAGCCAACAAACAAGGAAUACAUUAUAAAACUCAAGCAUUGUAAUCAAACUCCCCAAUCUCCAGGUUCGCCUUUCCUUCUACGUCAAUCCCUCAUGAACACCUUCUCCUCCUUCUCCGCACCUCCUCCCAAUACACCAACCAUCCAGUCAGUGUGCAAGCCCUGCCUACGGGCCCCUUGGAGGAUGAACGAUGUGCCCACACUUGACUACGAGUUGCUGCUGUCCCCGGCCAGCGCCUCCAUCCCCGGCAGUCCUGGCGGUGGCAGCAGCAGCCCCCCUCUGUCCUUCGUCGUCGCCGACAACGAGCAGCGCACCGCCUUGGCCUUCGUAGGCCUCCUCAUGCUCUUCCUGGUCUUCCUGCUGGUCAGGUGCUUCAGGAUCCUGCUGGACCCCUAUAGCCGCAUGCCUGCAUCAUCCUGGACUGACCACAAGGAGGGGCUGGAGCGGGGCCAGUUUGAUUAUGCACUGGUGUAGGUUGAUGUGUACAAAGAGGGUGGAGAGGGGAAUGUUUCAUUGCACAGAGACAGAAUAUUUAAAACCAAUUUAGAUGUGGAAAUGGACUGUACAAAUUCAGAAUAUUGUGAAUGCACUCUUUGCAGAAGGUGUUCCUAAUGCUGCUGUAUGCCUGGUUUAUAUCACUGUAUUGCAGCUUUUGUACUGAUGUAAAUACGAGGCUGCAGGAAGCUAUGUAAGCAUAUCAAGUCUGGUUCAGUAACAGGCACACAGACCACUGGAAUCCCUGCAAGCCAAACACCCAGAUGUUGGACCGUGAAGGACAGAAAUAAUGAGCUGCACAGCUGCCUUAACCUGACCUACUGUACCCAUUGAACAUGCUACAACGCGCUACAACGUCAUCUUAGGGCUAGAUUUUCCAAACUCCAGAGCCUGCUAGUUUUCAAACACAAUAUGAUUUUGGGGAGAUCAGCUUUGCUCACCACAUAGUUAGAUUUUUUUAUGAGAACACUCGACAUACAGAACACAAGCAGAACUUAAAUGAAGGAGUUUACACUUGAGCAGAUGCCCCUUUAAGGAACCUAUAUCCAUUUUAAAGCAUCAAGUGUUAAGUGCUGAUCAAGGAGCACAAAUCCACACUUUUCUUUUUUACUUCGGACACUGAUCCUGGAGCAGCACUGCAGUUUCGAAUGCUUUUUAAGAAGCAGGUAGUUUAAGUCUCCAUAACAUUUUGUCUGUAUAUGUUUUGUGUGUUACUGUGUCUAUAACUGAGAAGCCAUAUUGAAA
Anoplopoma fimbria (sablefish) is the source of this 1842-nucleotide messenger RNA. Its product is annotated as cortexin-1-like. The record is from RefSeq and is a predicted model, not a curated record. The transcript has a single exon. NCBI's taxonomy places the organism in Eukaryota, Metazoa, Chordata, Actinopteri, Perciformes, Anoplopomatidae. The coding region runs from base 697 to 1077 and encodes 126 amino acids.